Molecule: messenger RNA, 1036 nt
Organism: Choloepus didactylus (southern two-toed sloth)
Lineage: Eukaryota; Metazoa; Chordata; Mammalia; Pilosa; Megalonychidae
Product: 15 kDa protein B-like
Exons: 4
Coding region: 20-412 (130 amino acids)
Biological process (GO): defense response
Cellular component (GO): extracellular region
Molecular function (GO): cysteine-type endopeptidase inhibitor activity
Source: RefSeq, a predicted model, not a curated record
GUGAGUCAGAGAAGGGGCAAUGGCAGGGGCCUGGAGGGCACUUUUGGUGGUGGGCUUGGCAGUCAUGGCCCGUGUAGUCCACUGUCAACUGAGCUAUGAGACAAUUGCUGCCCUGGCUGAGCAGUACUUCAAUCAGGAGCGAAGGGGACAGACCCUCUUCCGCCUACUGGAAGCGAUCCCACCGCCUCACUGGAACUCCAACUCAACAAUCCCUCUCAAAUUCAGGAUUAAGGAGACCGUGUGCCUUUGGAGCCAGCUGAGCCAGCUCCAAGAAUGUGCCUUCAGGGAGGGCGGGGAGAAGAAAAACUGCACCGGCAGCUUUUCCCGGCUGCCGCAUUUCCGCCUCGAGCUGCUCGGGUGCGUCACAGAUCCACCGCGAGCAAGAGGCCCCCGACAUUCAGCGCUCUCCUGAGUCCUCGGAGCUGCUCCCCACUGAGAUUGACAGCUCCAAGUUGCCGCCAUCAAUCAGGGACCUGUACUUGAAAGCCAAGUUCGACCUCAUCUCCAACAUCCUGAGGAAUUUCUAGGGCCUGAGAAGAGAGGGGAGGCCCUGCAUCCCCCAUCCCCACCCGUCCUCCUUCUGCUGUCCCAGAGCUGUGCUCAGCCCCCUUUCUUGCAUGAUCUCCUUUUGGAGGGCUCUGAAAUCCUUGAGCCCCAUCCACAUUCCUUUACACACCUGCUUCCCUCUGCUAGGAAUUCCUGACCCAUCCUGUCUGUAAAUCCUACUCCUCCUUCAAGGCACAGUUCAAAAGUUACCUCCUUCGAAAAGUCUCUCUGCCCUCCUUAGGCAUAGCUGUCCUCCCCUCAUCUGUGCACUCACAACCCUCAAACCAUGCUGGCAUUAACUGCAGCGUCCCCUACGAGAGAGCACAGUGUCUACUCACAACUGGGUACUCCUGAGCCAGCUGCAGGGGGCUAUGGAAUGAGUUUCUUGAUGGCAUGGGGCAGGGGAUUUGGGGAGUGGGGAGGGGAGGCAAUUCCUUUUGUGCAGGAUCCGGAGUACCCCUUUUCCAUGCCCAGUCACUGUGACAACCAA